Molecule: messenger RNA, 7631 nt
Organism: Hippocampus zosterae (dwarf seahorse)
Lineage: Eukaryota; Metazoa; Chordata; Actinopteri; Syngnathiformes; Syngnathidae
Product: MAM and LDL-receptor class A domain-containing protein 2
Exons: 51
Coding region: 133-7356 (2407 amino acids)
Cellular component (GO): membrane
Molecular function (GO): protein binding
Source: RefSeq, a predicted model, not a curated record
CGGUCCUAAUAAAAGUCGCACUUCUGUAAACCGCAGGCACAAAGUGUUCCUCGAGGCGUGAGCUGUGGAUACCGGCGCUGUAAAUGAGCCGCUAUCGCUUUGGAUGAAACGCCAUCUUGCCGACUUCAGACAAUGCGCCAAUUGCUUUUUCUACUGGCAGUCCAUUUUGCCGCCGCAUCCUCCUGCCCGGGCGGAUCGUUUACGUGCACGAGCGGAGAAUGCCUUUCCUCCGGACUGCUGUGCGAUUUCAAGAAAGACUGCAAGGACGGCUCAGACGAGCUCUACUGCGGCUCAUGCGAUUUUGAGCAUCACCCGUGCGGUUGGAACAACACCUCCGCGUACGCUUGGAGCAGGCAGUGGGCAAACGUCACCUCGCUACCUGGACAGGAUCAUACCUCGGGGAGCCCAUGGGGGCAUGUUAUGUACAUUGAUGGCGAACAGCACUGUCAUUUUACGUCUACGGCCAUUUUGGAAUAUUCCGUUGACAAAAGGGCAGCUGUCGGAUGUCAGCUCAGCUUCUGGUACCAUCUUCGUGAUGACAAUUCCGCCGUGUCAUCUACACCCAUUAAUGUAAUCAUGGUUCGAGGGACGGCUACGCAGAAACUGCUUCAGACUCGGAGUACGACCGACGGCUGGCAGAAUGCCCGGACUGUCAUCGGCAAUCGACCCGGAGGGUACAAGCUCCAGUUUUCCUUCAGUUGUCCCUUCUUCGGAGCCACGGACGUGAUGCUGGACGACGUCAACUUCGACAAGUGCGCGGAGGGAGACGUCCCCGCCGGGUCCGAGCGGCUCUCCUGCCAUUUUGAAAAAGACACUUGUUCCUGGUACCAUGACUACAGUGCCAGUAUCCUGUGGCAACGGGUUCUAGGCGGAUUUCAAUACCCCGAAGGCAACGGCACUUACAUGCUCAUAUCCGGCCAACGUGGCCUGAACAUCUCAUCUGCGGCGAGACUGGUCGGCUUCGCUGCGGGCCGAGUCAUUUGCGUGAGCUUCCGCUACCACAUUUUUGGCGCCAGCAUUGGUUCCUUGAAGUUCAUCGUGAGGCGACCCGGUCACGCGGAGGAUAUCGUGUGGAUCAGGAGUGGCUCUCAGGGAAACAAAUGGAGAUUUGCUGAUCUUACCUUCUCCAGUGACGAACCCAUACAGUUCAUCAUUGAGGCCGCGGCGGGUGGCGAGCAAGGCACCAUCUCCAUAGAUGACGUCAUAGUGUCCAGCAGGGAGAGCGGCUCGUGCCCGGCCGAGCGCGAGUGCACCUUCCAGGGCUCCCUCUGCGGUCUGCAGCCUGUUCCGUCGGCGGACUUCAGCUGGAGUCGAAUCGACGGGACGGCCCAGCCCGCCAACUCCUCGGGCCCCCGAGAGGACCACACCCUGGAAACAAAGCACGGGUGUUACCUCAGCGCUCGGUUAUGGAAACGCCCGCCCGGUUCCAGAGGUCAGAUGGCGACUGCGCAGAUGGAGCCCACCCCCGCUCGGGGUGAAUGCUUGAUGUUUUGGUAUUACAUGGAGGGGAACGCCAUGGGACAACUCAAUGUUUACCUUCGGACCUCGAACGCUCCUGUCGAGCUUUGGAGCAGAAGCGGCGAUCAGGGGAGUCGCUGGAGGCACGGACGAGUCUCCUUAUUUAGCCCCGAUAGGCCUUACCAGGUGAUAUUUGAAGCGGUGACGGGCGACGGGCCCAGACGGGAUAUCGCCAUCGAUGACAUGACGGUUCAUAAUGGGGCGUGUCCUCCAGAAGGUUUUUGUGACUUUGAACUGGACCUUUGCGGUUGGGUGAACAAUGCUCCGGCAGAGUCCGGGGUCAACUGGGACUGGCUAUCCGGAGUCUCCCCGGGCCACCUUGUCCCAGACAAGGACCACACCACCAUGACUUCUCUCGGCCACUUUGUCUUGUACAGAGCCUACGAUUCCGACAGAGAGGAAGUGGCUCGACUGGAGAGCGAGUGGAUGGAGGCCGUGGACCAAGGCUGUCUUGACUUCUGGCACCGUGCCGAAGGCUGGCUGUCUAAGAAGCCAUCAGAUGUGACCUUGACUGUGUUCUUGAACGAGACAUCCGGCCUGCGGCAGAUUUGGAGCGCAAAAGGAUUCGUCAAUUCCAGGUGGAUCCAAGCUCAAGUCGAAUACGGCGCAUCGGGACCUCACCAGAUUAUCCUGCAAGCCAGCAGUCCGCCUUCAGAGUAUUCGACCAUUUCCCUUGAUGAUCUCCACAUCCUACGAAACAAGUCUUGUCAUGUUCUCCCCACCACCACCCCCAGUCCAGCCAUCACGACGACCACCGCCGCUCCAGACUAUGGCGUCCACUGCACCUUUGAACAAGAUUUGUGUAACUGGCUGCAAGAGGUCGACGAUGAUUUCAACUGGACCCUGAGUAGAGGACUGCAAGCGGACCAGCCUUGGGACGGACCUCCGUAUGAUCACAGUAUAGGGAAUAGCCAAGGAUCUUAUUUACUUUUUAAUGGCUCCGGAUUGGGUGACGGUAAGAGAGCGAGCAUCUCUGCCGCCGUCGGCCAUUUGAGCUCGCAAAUCUGCGUGGACUUCUGGUAUUACAUGUUUGGGCCUUCGGUAUCCACCGUCGACCUGCUGCUUGAGACGAAAUCCUCCCAAGCAUUGGUCUGGACUCGCAGAGGGACACAGAAUCCGGAAUGGAUCAACGCGCGAGUAACCAUUGACCGGGACGACGUGAUGCGGGUGAGGUUCACCGGCCACCGAAACGGCAACGGCGAGGGAUUUAUAGCACUGGAUGAUGUCGCGGUCAGCAACGGGGCCUGCGGGAAGCACAGUGUCUGCGGAUUUGAUUCCGAUUGGUGCGGCUUUGACAACGACGUCAGCCACGUGGGGCGGUGGCGGCGCCAAAGGGCCACGGAGGAUGCCGCGGAUCACACCUACGCAACGGUGAACGGUUAUUAUAUGAGUGCGCUCAUGUCAAAUUCCGAACAACCCGAGGUCGCUCAACUCUUGUCACCUGACAUCGUUUCACCUGCGGAGAUGUGCGUGCGAUUCUGGUACCGCCUGCCCGCCGGAGCGUCGCACGCGCUGUCCGUCCAUGUGUGGAGCGGGGUCCUGGGCGAGGCCCUUUGGCAGCGCUCCGGCGCUCCCUCUUCGGACUGGGAGGUGGCAGAGGUCACGGUGUUCUGGCCGACAAAGUUCAAUGUGGUGUUUAGGGCCUCCCACGUACCGGGCCUGAAUUCCGCUGUCCACCUGGAUGAUUUCUCUGUGAAGAAGGGAGCUUGCUCUCCCGCGGCCAACUGUGACUUUGACUCGGGAGCGUGCAACUGGCUCAACAGGCCCAGCCAAGACGGACACGGCUGGGUGUUGGCCAACGGUGGCUUUCUGGGUCCGCCUGGAGACCACACCACCGAAUCCCCCGAAGGUCUCUUCUUGUUGAGCUUGUCGCCACGCGGCAGCACCCGUGUGGUUGGCGUGGCAUCGGAAUGGAUCCAAGUGAAAAAAGAGGCGCCGGCCUGUCUCACGCUGUGGUACUACAUGGAGAGCAGCGACGAGUCCGAGUCCGGGACCUUGCGCGUGCUGGUUCACUGGGGCCCGUCGGAGGACCAGGUGGUGUUCCACAGAAACGGCAGCAGCGGACAGCGUUGGAAGAGCUUCUCUCAAAGCUUGGAGCCCAGCCGACCCUUCCAGUUGCUGAUGGAAGCGCAGGCGAGCGCAGGCGGCUUCGUCGCCAUCGAUGACGUCAGUCUAACGUCGGGUCCUUGCCGAGUCAACGACACGGUUUCCACCUUUGUGGGCUGCACCUUUGAAAACGACACGUGCGGCUGGGAGGACGUCGGCGGGGGCCAGGGUCGCUGGGAGCGAGGAAGGAACGCCAGCGGCGACGCCGGGCCGUCCCUCGACCACACGCUGGGAACGCCGCUCGGCUGGUACGUGGCGGCCACCCCCGACAGCGGGGAUCGCCUGAGCCCCGCCGCCUUGCGGAGUCCCAUCAUGAAGCAGGCUGGCGUCGACUGCACGCUCCAAUUCUAUUACAACAUGGACGGAGAAGACGCGGACGAGUUGAAGGUGGUGCUCGGUGAGAACUCUCGCACCAGCGUCCUGUGGUGGCAAUCGGGCGGCGGCGGCGACACGUGGCGACGCGGAGAGGUGUCACUGGGCAGAAGGCGCCAGCCUUUCGCCGUCGUCUUUCAAGCCGACCGCGCGUUCAACAGGCCGGGCCACCUCGCCCUGGAUGACGUCCACUUCGCCGGCUGCCCACUGCCAGAGCCUCAGCCCACGUGCCCCGAAGAUAUGUUUACUUGCGCUAAUAACGCAUGCGUGGAAAAGAAGCGAGUGUGCGACUUUGCAGAUGACUGUGGCGAUUGGACCGAUGAGCACAAUUGUGAGCGACGGGGCUUGACGGAGCGCUGCAGCUUUGAACGAGGCCUGUGUUCUUGGGCCGAAAGCCGCUUGAGCCAAGCGGGAGCCCGAUGGACCCGACGAAGAGGACGAGACGCCUGGCCCGCCGACGGCCCCCCCCGCGAUCACACGCUCAACAACGCCGCGGGCCACUAUAUGACUCCGGGGACUGGCCUCACGGGGACGGGGCAGAUAGUGGAGAGUCUCUCCAAAACGUUACUUCCGAGCACCAACUGCACGAUGCGAUUCUUCUACUACAGCCCGCGAGACGCGACGGGAAAACUGGCCGCGUAUUCCAGGACGCUCGGCUCGGGAAAAGACGACGUGGCGCUGUGGCACGCGAGGCGCUCCGACAAUUACGACUGGCAGAGGGCGGGCGUCACCUUCUCCUCCCCCGCCAAGUGCAAGAUUGUUUUCAGGUACGAGCGGGGCGGCGGCGACGGGGCGCACGUUGCGCUGGAUGACGUGUCCUUCUCCAAGGGGUGCGCCUUCGACCCACGCGACGGCCCCCUGCCCGAGGUGCCCCCCACUUCGGCCGCGCCCACCACGCCCGCCACCUCCUCCGCGCCCCCCGAGCCGUGCCGGGAUGACGAGUUCUUUUGUUGGCGUUCAGCGGGGGCCGUCUGCAUUCCUUCCACGUUCAAGUGCGAUUAUCGUGCCGACUGCCCCCGCGGGGAGGAUGAGGACGGCUGCGGUCCGUGCACGUUCGAGAGGGACGCCUGCGGAUGGACGGACCCCGGCCAAGGGCGGAGGAGGUGGCGUAGGCGGAAGGCCGGCGCCGGCGGCGCUUGGCCGCCCGCCGAUCACACCGUUCACACAGGCUUCUACAUGAGCGUCAACUCGAGUCGAACGUGGGCGCCGAGUGAGGCCCGACUCCAGAGCCCCCGUCUCCCGCCCUCGUCACCCUACUGCCAGAUUCUGUUUCACUUCCACAUCAGCGCAGAGUGCGCUGGCUCGCUCAGAGUGCUGACGCGGCGAGCCGAUGGAAGUGAAGCAAUCUUGUGGUCACGCAGCCGCAAGACCGUCAAUGGCUGGACGCCCGAAUCUCUGGCCCUGGGGCCUCACCUUCAACGUUAUCAGGUUCUAUUCAGCAGCUGGAAUAAUGGCUCUCGGGGAGACGCCGCCGCUGCCGCCGACGCCGCCGACGCGUGCGCUGUUGCGGUGGACGACGUCUCCUUUCACAACUGCCAGCAAAUCUUCCAUCCGCCAGCCCUCGCCGCUUUCGGUUGCACUUUUGAAGACGGCCCUUGCAUGUGGACGCAGGCGGCCGACGACCAGCUGGACUGGCUCAGCGGUUCGGGUCCGACGGACACGCCCAACACCGGCCCUGCGGGGGACCAUACCACGGGAAAAGGGAAAUACAUGUACACGGAGAGCUCGGCUCCCAGCGCAAAGAGUGAGCUUGCCCAGCUCAAGUCGGCGCCGCUCCCGCCCGCACCUCAACGGGGAUACUGCCUCGUGUUCUGGUACCACAUGUUUGGCGCCACCGUCGGUUCUUUGCGAGUGUUCCUGCUGACCGCCGAGCCGAUGGAGAAAACGCUGGUGUGGCAAAAAUCAGGAAACCAAGGGGACCGGUGGUGGCCGGCGCGGAGUCACGUGACCCUGCCGCGAGUCCACCGGGUGAUGGUGGAGGCGAGCGUGGGAGGGGAGGAGGGCGACAUCGCCGUCGACGACAUCUCGCUCGUGCCCGGAGCCUGCCCCGCCUCUGAUGUGUGUGAUUUUGAGGAGGGGAGCUGCAACUGGCAACAGCAGAGCGGCGAUGACGCCGACUGGACCCGAGCGUCGGGGGCCACCCCGAACCCCGACACGGGCCCCGACAGCGACCACACCAGCAACACGCCCGGGGGCCACUACUACUACCUGCCCUCCUCCGGCCAGGACGCUCCCGGUCAGACUGCUGCCAUGUUGUCACCCGCGUACCCCCCAGAACAAGGAGCUUGCGUCCAGCUGUGGUACCACAUGCACGGCAGAGGCGUCGGCACGCUGAACCUUUAUCAGCAAAGCGAAGAUGGCCGACGGGCUCUGAUUUUCUCCCAGGCGGGAAACCAACGCGCCCUGUGGCGCUUCGCCCAGGCGGCGCUUCUGCCCCGGGUCCGACCGUACAGGUUAGUGUCUUUCUUUCCAUUUCAGCUGGUGGUGGAGGGCGUAAAGGCCGGUCCCACCUCGGAGGGCGACAUCGCCUUUGAUGACAUCCACGUGUCUGACGCCGAGUGCCCCCCGCACGACGCUUGCGACUUUGAGCUCAACAUGUGCGGCUGGAGCAACGUCGGCGGAGGAGUGGACCAGGAUGACUGGCUCCGUGGCAGUGGAGCCUCCCCGAACCCAAAUACGGGACCCGGUGUGGAUCACACCACAAACAUGCCACACGGCUACUACCUCUUUGUGGACAGCUCAGUGGGAGAGUGGGGCGACACCUCCUUCCUUGUUAGUGACAUGCUCCAACCGGCCACGAGAGGGCACUGUCUUAGGUUUUGGUAUCACAUGUUGGGUCCGGAUGUCGGGACCCUCCGAGUCUACGUCAAUGACGGAAAAACAUAUGACGGCGGCAACGAGGCGGGUGUUCAGAAGUGGGUCGCCGUUGGAAACAAGGGAGACGAGUGGCUGCGGGCCAGUGUGUUCGUUGAGCACCCCCGUGCGUUCUGGUUUGUGUUUGUGUAUCAGAAGGGGGAGAUCGCCGGUGGGGAUGUUGCCCUUGAUGACGUCACCAUUUCCCACGGACCGUGUCACGCCAACCCUAUCGUUGAGCCUGCCGAUAAACCAGAUAUGCUUUCUAUCGGCCUGGCCGUGGGUCUGACUCUCUUUGCUGGAGUCGUCAUCAUCUUCCUCAUUACACGACACAGGAAGAACUGUGCAAAGUCAUGCAACGAUGUGCACAGUCAGAACUCCGCGUUUGACCUCUAUGACUGCAAAAUAGAUGGCACAGAGCAUGGCAGUGUGUCUCACAUGUCCUUCUUUAACAAGCUGUACAAGGACUCUUCAAGUAAAACCAACACUGAUUCAUCGAGUGCCUAGCAUCAAUAUCCGUUCAUUUUUCUUUUGUAGCCCACUUCGAUGAUGUGAAAGUAUGUGGAGAAGAAAUCGAUUUUAUGAUCAAAGAUAUACCCGUACCUGUUUUGGUUGUGUGUGUGCUACAUAUGAUUUAUCCGUUAGCUCUCAAGGUGCAUUUAUUUGAAAUAUGGAAGGCACCUUAAAUGUGAUAGAACUUACUUGCUUUUUCCUGAAUUGGAAUAUUUUGUCCGUUUUUUUUUAACAUAUACGGUACUGUAUAUAAAAUGCAAUUUAAAGAA